UGAGCAUAUAUAUAUGGGCACCUGAGCCCGCAGGCCUCCCUCCGCCUGCCAGCCUUGCCACUGAGCCCUGCUGCCUCUCACAAUGAAGGUGGCUGUCGGCCCAGACCCCUCUCUGAUCUACCGACCUGACAUGGACCCAGAGAUGGCCAAAGACAAGGGCAGCUUCCGGAACUACACUUCAGGUCCCCUUCUGGACAGCGUCUUCAUCACCUACAAGCUCAUGCACACACACCAGACGGUGGACUUUGUCAGGAAGAAGCAUGCACAGUUUGGGGGCUUCUCCUUCAAGAAAAUGACUAUCAUGGAGGCCGUGGACAUGCUAGACGACCUGGUGGAUGAGUCGGACCCAGAUGUGGAUUUUCCCAACUCCUUUCAUGCCUUCCAGACAGCAGAGGGCAUCCGGAAGGCGCACCCUGACAAGGACUGGUUCCACCUUGUUGGGCUCCUGCAUGACCUGGGGAAGGUCCUGGCUCUGUGGGGGGAUCCCCAGUGGGCCGUUGUCGGAGACACCUUCCCCGUUGGCUGCUGUCCUCAGGCCUCCGUGGUGUUCUGUGACUCCACGUUUCAGGAAAAUCCGGACCUCCGAGACCCCCGAUACAGCACAGAAUUCGGCAUGUACCAGCCCCACUGUGGGCUGGAGAAUGUCCUCAUGUCCUGGGGCCACGAUGAGUACAUGUACCAGAUGAUGAGGUUCAACAAGUUCUCCCUGCCUGAGGAGGCCUUCUACAUGAUCCGGUUCCACUCCUUCUACCCGUGGCACACGGGUGGUGAUUACCGACAACUGUGCGGCCAGCGGGACCUGGACAUGCUGCCCUUGGUGCAGGAGUUCAACAAGUUUGACCUCUAUACCAAGUGCCCUGACCUGCCAGACAUGGAGAAGCUGCGGCCCUACUACCAGGCGCUCAUUGACAAAUAUUGUCCAGGGGUCCUGAGCUGGUGAGCUGGCCACGCACCGGUCCCUCACAGGCACAGUGACCCCCAUGCUGGCCUCGCUCUCUCUCACCCACUCUCAGACACACCUCUCAUGGCCAUUUGCACCCCUUCCUUGCAAUAAAGACCUAGACAUGGCA
Molecule: messenger RNA, 1070 nt
Organism: Fukomys damarensis (Damara mole-rat)
Lineage: Eukaryota; Metazoa; Chordata; Mammalia; Rodentia; Bathyergidae
Gene: Miox
Product: myo-inositol oxygenase
Exons: 10
Coding region: 83-940 (285 amino acids)
Biological process (GO): inositol catabolic process
Cellular component (GO): cytoplasm
Molecular function (GO): inositol oxygenase activity; iron ion binding
Source: RefSeq, a predicted model, not a curated record